Messenger RNA from Conger conger (European conger), 1364 nucleotides. RefSeq names its product zona pellucida sperm-binding protein 3-like. Gene Ontology annotation, biological process: positive regulation of acrosome reaction; binding of sperm to zona pellucida; egg coat formation. Bases 97 to 1128 code for a protein of 343 amino acids. The record is from RefSeq and is a predicted model, not a curated record. NCBI's taxonomy places the organism in Eukaryota, Metazoa, Chordata, Actinopteri, Anguilliformes, Congridae. Gene Ontology annotation, cellular component: extracellular matrix. The transcript has 10 exons. Gene Ontology annotation, molecular function: acrosin binding.
AGUGCAACAGGUGGAAUUUUUCCGUUAAUUAUCUGUGAUUAGUUGUCGCGUACGUCUAAAGGGCUGUAGGCUACAGGGUAGUCUCACUUAGUGUAAAUGAAUCAUUUUUGGCUAGGUGUUUUGGUCUUGAAUGUUGUGGUCACAGUCGUCGUUAAGGCUGAUGAUGGCGACGUCCACAUCGAGUGUGGGAACGGCACCAUCAGAGUGACAUGGAGGACGGCCCAGGAUGUGGAAUUCAACCGCGUCUUCCUCGGUAGCUGCUUUGCCUUUCCAUACGACGUCACCGACCUGCCGGACGGACGCAUGGAGAUCGCGUUCCGAGUCCAUUUCCACCAAUGUCGUAUAAAGCGCCAGAUAAUGGGGAAGUGGGUCACUUUCAGUACCAAGCUGACCUACAGGCCGUUACCCAAGGGACAACCACCCGUAUUCACUUACCCUGUGGAGUGCAUGUACAGAAGGCCCAAGGACUGGUUCAAAGGAUUCCCGGGCGCAGGCUUUGGGACUGCGAUUGGGCGCGGGAGUCUGCUCUUCUACAUGGGGAUUGCUAACGGUGAUUUCAGUGGCCCUGCCCAGUCCUCCACCUUCUACCUCGGCUCCCUGAUCCCCGUCUGGGCUGCAGUGGACCAGCAGGACCAUCUUCCCCUGCUGCUGCUAAUGGACGAGUGUGUGGCAACGACCACUCCAGAACCAGACCCCUCUGGGCCGGUCUACCCCAUCAUCUCCAAUGGGGGAUGUCUGCUGGACAGCAAGAUUGGAAGCUCCAGGUUCCUGCCCAGAAGGCAGAGUUCUGAGCUGAAUCUUCUUCUGCAGGCCUUCCAAUUUGCCGUGGGACAGGAAGUCUACCUCCACUGUACGGUUGUGGCUUGGGACCCGCUGGCACUGGACAAAAGUCGGAAGGCUUGUCACUAUAGCAAAGAGCUGGAAGGGUGGGAGCUCCUGGAUGAUCCUUCCGACAAUUCCCUGUGUUCCUGCUGUGAUUCCCGCUGCAAGUACAGGGACAGGCGGAGCCUGGACUUAGGGGUGCAGGGCGUGGGCCACACGGCCACUGUGGGACCCUUCACCAUCAUCAACGGGUCCCCCUCUGAAUCCGGGAAGCGUCCCGUACCAGAACGAGGUUCGCCGACGUGACCUUCACACCAAAACCUUUGCAGUGUGGCCUGCACCAGUGAUCCAGUCCCUCCUGUUCCAGGUGACGUACCUGCUGCAGGUGUCUCCGAGCUGGGCUGGGUGGGGGCAGGUGGCUCUGAGGCUGACUGCGGUGCUCAUCCAGCAGAGGGCGCUAAAAUUCUCCUGACUUUUUUUCCUUUUGCCCUCCCGUUUUAUCCAAAUAAACACCAAAUGCUUGGCUUUGCCAAACAAAUUUG